CGCGUUCCCCGAAGAGCUUCCCUUGUCUUCCCGAAGCGUGUGCAAGCACACCCCCCACGAGUCCCCCAGACUAGUGUAUUCCCACUGCAACUGCUCCAGCAUCCGCUUCUGCAACUGAUGAGGCGGCCGCCAUAGCUCCGGCUGCGCACUCGCUGGCUGCUGGCGACGACGACAAGCUGUCCGCCUACGCACACCCAAGAAUGACUCCGCUGCGUGGACCCUGUCGUGUGCUCGCCUCCAAUGCGAGCCGUCGUUCCGGCGCAGGCUUGGCGUGCGCCGCCUUGAGACAGGGUCCCGUGUUGCAACUACAACUUCGCCAUGCGUCUGCAGGGAACACGCGGCCAAAGACGGCCGUCUUCUUCCCAGGGCAGGGGGUUCAGAAGGUGGGCAUGCUCACGCCCUGGGUAGAAGCGUUCCCUGCUACCGCCAAGCCCAUCAUUGAGGAGAUUGACCACAUCGUGGGGUACAAGCUAUCCGACGUGAUACAAGAAGGGCCUGGCAAGGUGCUCAACCUGACGACGAAUGCGCAGCCGGCCAUUAUGGCCACCUCACUUCUGAUCCUGCGCAUCCUCGAGAAAGAGUUCGGCUUCAGGACAGCCGAGCGCGCCGACUUUACCCUGGGUCACUCGCUCGGCGAGUUUGCCGCCCUGGUGUCGAGCGGCUACAUCGAGUUCGAGGACAGCCUCUUCAUGGUGCAAAAGCGCGCCGAGGCUAUGGCUGCGGCGACUAAGCGUGCCGAGGAGGAAUAUGGUGGCGAGUACGGCAUGGUGGCCGUCGUGAGCGAGCCCGAGUACAUGCAGCCGCUGAUCGAUGCGAUCCACGAGUUUGUCGGCUACGGCAGCGCAGGGAGCGAGUCGAAAGGUGUCGAGGAUCCGUCGCCAAUCGACCAGGUGCUCAUUGCCAACAUCAACAGCAAGAACCAGAUCGUUUUGAGCGGCAACAUCGAGAGGAUAAAGACGCUUGUCGCCCACGUCAGGCAGUUCCUGGGCCAUGACCCACGGGCGGUGCGCUUGAAGAGCGACAGCCCGUUCCACAGCCCCAUCAUGAAGCCUGCCGUCUCGGUGAUGCGAAAUAUUCUCGCCGGCACCAGCCGGGUAAAAGGGAGGGAAGGUCAAGACAUUGUCUCAUGGCCCGGCGUGCCGUGUAUCAGCAAUGUUGCGGCCCGUCCGUUUGAGAGCAAGGCCGACUUGAAGGACCUGCUAGCAAGGCAGUGUCUCGAGACGGUGCGGUGGUGGGAUAGCAUCAAGUAUCUCGACCAGGAGCAGAAGGUCAGGAGAUGGGUCGGCAUCGGCCCCGGCAAGGUCGGGCGGAACCUGGUUGGGAAGGAGGUCGGCAUGAGAGGAAAGGAUACGGUCAAGGGCGGCGGCGUUUGGGCCAUCACUGACCCUAGCGAGAUUGAGGAAGUGCUCAAGGGGCUCGAGGAGACCGAGAACCUUGUUGAUGAGGAGUGAGCCCUACUGCUUUCCAGCAGGCCAUCUAUGCUGGAUAGGGUGGCGGGACUGGGACGUCCUGCAUGUCGCGUUGCUGAGCGAUACGAUUCCAACAGCACACACCAUCCAUCUGGCGUUGGCCAAGCAUCCCGCUUACAUGUCUACGUUAUCUUGGGAUAUCUAUCUCAUGGCACCCUCAACCCUGGUAUCAGUAUAAUCAAUUUCAAAAUGCUUCCCAACACAUUGCUUUCCUUAACUGGUCUGGGACUGGCG
This is a messenger RNA of Thermothielavioides terrestris NRRL 8126, 1703 nucleotides long. RefSeq lists its product as uncharacterized. The record is from RefSeq and is a predicted model, not a curated record. Gene Ontology annotation, cellular component: mitochondrion. The transcript is spliced from 2 exons. Gene Ontology annotation, biological process: fatty acid biosynthetic process. Gene Ontology annotation, molecular function: [acyl-carrier-protein] S-malonyltransferase activity. Bases 201 to 1451 code for a protein of 416 amino acids. Lineage: Eukaryota; Fungi; Ascomycota; Sordariomycetes; Sordariales; Chaetomiaceae.